AAAAUGAAAAAUUGUUUUAAGAAAUGACGAGUUGGAAGUGUGUGUAAAGAGAAUGGCCUCCGUCGUAGACCUUGUUUGAAGUUAAAUACUACUACAACGAUCACGUAUUUUGAGUAUUGUCAAAAUAAUAUUAACAAAAAAGUUCAACUCCGUUUCACCGAGUCAUCCAGGAGUAAUAAAUCUGUGGAUUAUUUUAUUUAAAUAAUUCACUAAACAAGAAAAUAAUUUAACAAACGAGCUGUUAAAAGUGGAACUGGUGUGACCUUUCAAGAUCGUGCUGUGGACGAUUUAAAACAUUCAGUGAAAGUAUUUAAAUAAUACAAUUAAUUUUUAGAUUGCCGUUAAAUUAUGGAGACAUCAGAAGAACCAUCAAGCCUGCAGUCAAUUUGUCAUAUUCGAGCCUCAGAGCUGUUCCCAAAACACGCUCACUAUGAAACAGACGAUCCAUCACUGAGUGUACCAUUUACACCUUUGAGUGGUGAAUAUGUCGUGGCAUUGGGAAGAACUGCCGAUGGCACAUUGGCUCUCUCUAAUUACAGAUUGUACUUACAAUUGAGCCAAGCGUGCUACAAUAUACCGCUAGGUCUUAUUGAACAGCUAGAAGUUAAAGAAAUAUUUUUUCUACACAUAAGCUGUAAAGACGCACGCUCAGUGAGCUGUGCAUUCUCCACAAAUGAACACUGCUUAGAGUGGUUCAAGCGAUUACAUAAAAUAACUUAUACAAAAAAAAAUAUUGAGGAGAUAUUUUGCUUCGCAUUUUAUGCUUGGUCGGUGGAAGAAGGCAGGGAUUAUCUUCGACUUGGAAAGGAUAAUAAUUCAUACAUCGCGUCGUUUAAUUCAGAAGUUGAAAGAUUGAAAUUUAAUUUACAUGGUACCUGGCGUAUAACCCAAAUAAACAAGGACUACCGAAUGUGUCCUUCUUAUCCACCAGAGUUGCUGGUACCAGCGUGCAUUUCUGACGAGAAACUGGAACUAGUGGCUAAAUUCAGGAGCUCGAGGCGGAUUCCAGCGGUGAUAUGGCGCAACGUUAAUAACGGUGCUGUGAUAGCUCGCAGCAGUCAGCCAGAAGUUGGUUGGCUUGGCUGGCGAGAGCCCGAGGAUGAAGCGCUGCUAAAAGCCUUGUCAGAUGCCUGCUCGUACGACCGUGGCGAGUCCACGAUGAUGGACUCUCCACUGAGUUACCCGGAGUCUAACGAGUACACACCGACUAGUAUUGUCAGUAGCACCAGUUCUAAAAAAGUUCUGAUUGUUGACGCGAGAUCUUAUACAACAGCCGUCGCUAACAGAGCACGUGGUGGUGGCUGCGAGUGUCCAGAGUAUUACCCCAAUUGCGACAUACAAUUUAUGAACCUUCCGAACAUACACUCGAUCAGGAAGAGCUUUCACGCAGUGAGACAGCUCUGCGCCUCGGAUGCUGAUCAGCCGAAUUGGCUGAGCUUGUUGGAAGGAACUAGGUGGCUGCAACACAUGUCUGGGCUGCUACGUGCUGCUGUUACUGUUGCCUCCGCGAUUGAAAGAGAUGGACGUCCUGUACUUGUUCACUGCAGUGAUGGAUGGGAUAGGACACCUCAAAUUGUUGCCCUCGCCCAAAUAUUAUUAGAUCCAUAUUAUCGAACGAUGGAAGGUUUUCAAAUACUUUGUGAGAGAGAAUGGUUAGACUUUGGUCACAAAUUUGCCGAUCGCUGUGGUCAAAUAGUCGGCUGCGAAGAUCCUAACGAAAGAUGUCCGGUAUUUCUUCAGUGGCUUGACUGCGUCCAUCAAUUAAUUAGACAGUUUCCUUGUAGUUUUCAAAUGUCCUGUACAUAUAUCGUAAAACUUGCGCAGCAUACGUAUUCUCAACUUUUUGGUACAUUUUUGUGUAAUACCCGUCAAGAAAGAUUACAAUUACGGAUAAAAGAUCGUACAUUUUCAGUAUGGCGUUUUCUUAAUUAUAAUUCUUAUAUAAACCAUUUAUAUUCACCCUCGGAAAAUCAGGUAUUAUGGCCGAGUUGUAAUGUACGUGACCUUAAACUCUGGUCUGAAGUGUACCUUGGUUCCAUGGAAAUGUCACCUAAACCUGACAAACAGCGAGUUUCUCUGAUUGACAUCGAAGGCACGGACAAUGAGGAGCCGCAACAUGGACAAAUGACCAAAACACGUUCUUAUGGUGAUCUUGUUCACACACAAGACCACGUAGCAUAUCUUCACCGCAGACUGAGCGAUCCUAGUAUUUCUAUUGAAAAAAAAUUUGAUUCAUUGAAUCUGGAUAAUGUUUCGGAUAAGACUGAAGGCGAAAGUACUGAUGAUGAAAAAAUUCAUAGCAUUUGUGAGCGAUCAUUAGAGUGUGACGCUAAAUUAAAUAAACAUAAUGUUAAUGAAACACCAAAUGACGUCCCGGCAAAUCCAUCAGUCGACAGUUCAACAGAUACUUUGAUACCCAGCAAUGAGCCGGGUCUUUUAGCUGCUUUGGACAGCAAAAAAGACGAUUUUAGCGGACAAGAGAAUACAUUAUCGGUCGAAAACGGAGUUGGACCCUGGUUAGAAAGUAGCGCAGCGGCUAUUGAUAGAGCACCAUGUACGUGCAAUCGUGUGAACCAAGAAGAUAUAAGCGACGCUAGUGAAACAAGUAUUCCUUUAAAUUCAAGAACACCCAGUAGUAUAUGCCCUGCAUCACCAACACAUCAGGACAUUAUCCUUGAUAAUCCUGAUAGUUUAGACGAUGUUGACGGCCUUCCUGUUAUUCAUUGUGAUGUACAAUUGCGCAUACAACAAAUUAUUGUUGAACACAAGGUAAGAGAAGAAGCCUUGAGGAAAGAAUUACAUACGACACGUUUAGCUCUUAUUAAACAAGUUUGUAAUAAUCAUAAUAAUACGGAAAAUGAUCGAGUUGAUGAUAUUGGAUCCUUACCGGAUUCAGUCGGCAGUGCGGGAGAUCACGGUGAAUCUCUGCCCUCAGAUAUGUCUUGGGAAGCCGUAGAAGAACUUGGACCAGCGCCAACUCUCUGGGUACCUGACCACGCUGUAAAUCGAUGCAUGGGUUGUGAUACUGAAUUUUGGUUGGGUAGACGCAAACAUCAUUGCAGGGGUUGCGGUAAAAUAUUUUGCGCGGAUUGUUCGGAAAAUUCGACCCCACUUCCAAGUGAACAGCUUUACACACCAGUACGGGUAUGCAGCGAAUGCUUUUCGCGGCUUCAUCAUCAUCAUCACCACAACGCUAAUUCCUGUCAAUGCAAUACGUUGCGUCAGUCAACAACAACAACAACAACAACAACAACAACAUCAGCAACGGCGGCUGCAAGUAAGCACCUGGACAGUAAUUACUCUUCUGUAGAUACAACACCCUCUAAUUCCGAAAUAACCUUUGUCGGUACAAAGUCCAAGCUCACUAAUCAUAUUUCUAAGGAUAACGGGUGUGCUGAGACGCUAGCAAUAAAUUACCAAAAAAAUCAAACCACUAGUUCGGUAGCAAGUGGUCAGGUUGUCAAUUAAUGCAACACCGAAAUUUUAGGUAUUAAUAAUAAUAAUAAUAAUAAUGAUGAUGAUUAUUUAUUUGAUUUUAUUUGGAUUCAAAAUUAAUAUAUUUAAUUAUUUAUUAUUGAAAAAAAAUUUAUAUAAUUAAUAUUAUCAGUGAAAAUUAUAAAUCAUACCAAAUUUUAAUAAAUUAUUAGAUAGAAAUUAGAUUAGAUUCCACUCGACACAUUCUACUCAUUUAUCAUCAUAUUAAUGUAAAAUAUAAGUCAACACACAUACCUAGUUGCAGCUUGGGUACCCAUAAACAAAAAGGAUAAAUAAUUAUGUAUUAAGAUCGUAUUAUCGGUCGAAUAUUUAUUACUAGGCUAAUAAUGAUAAUGAUAUUUUUACGACAAUGCAUAUAUAGAAUUGGUGUUUAAUAGAUAACAUCGUAAUCGUAAUGAGAAAAUAAAUGUAGUUUUAGUACAUACAUACAUAUAUAUAUUAUAUAU
This is a messenger RNA of Cotesia glomerata, 3941 nucleotides long. RefSeq names its product myotubularin-related protein 4. Lineage: Eukaryota; Metazoa; Arthropoda; Insecta; Hymenoptera; Braconidae. The record is from RefSeq and is a predicted model, not a curated record. Gene Ontology annotation, molecular function: metal ion binding; phosphatidylinositol-3,5-bisphosphate 3-phosphatase activity; protein phosphatase binding. Gene Ontology annotation, biological process: dephosphorylation; regulation of autophagy.